AUGAAGAACUAUCAGGCGACGUUGUCGGGAUGGAUAUCGCUUGUAAUCAAAACAUCACUACCUAUUGGUGUCGUGAGCUCAGAUCCCCGAGUCAUCACUGCGUUCAGAGUGCUCGACAGCGCUAUUAGCAAGCCUGGAGUGCUCUCGCGACUUGCAUACAUCCAACUGAUUCGCACCUUUCGGACACUCGAGGAGAUGAUUGCUGAAGACAGGCAGUGCGGUCGCAUCCAUCGAGAGGUUGGUUAUCGGAAUGCCAGUGUCGCUGUAAAUAUCUACAUGAGCGCCCAAGACAGUAGGCCUGAUGUAAACGCCCUGAGGCGCGAGCUUCUAGAGAGAAAGCGAACUGGGCGGAGGUGGACCGAGCUGGCUGGACCUUCACCACUGUGCCUUCUGUUAUACUCCGGCGAGUCUGAGAUAUUCAAGAACUUCUCGGCGUUCGACGACGCAGCGCUCGGCCUUGCAGCGACGUCUGUUUUCGAAAACGCUCCGGUCGAACUUAUACGCACUUGCCUGUAUCUCUCACAGACCGCGGAGGUUGCGACAGUGAGUGGCCGAUCAUUCAACAUCCACCAGGCACGGUACGUCGUCGAGAACAUGAGGCAGGCUUUGCUUGAUAGCGUAUUGUAG
Diaporthe amygdali is the source of this 627-nucleotide messenger RNA. RefSeq lists its product as uncharacterized. The transcript has 2 exons. NCBI's taxonomy places the organism in Eukaryota, Fungi, Ascomycota, Sordariomycetes, Diaporthales, Diaporthaceae. The record is from RefSeq and is a predicted model, not a curated record. The coding region runs from base 1 to 627 and encodes 208 amino acids.